AUGAAUGAGCAGAAGGAAUCCCUCCGCAUCAUCGAGCAGAAGUACAAGCUCUUCCGGCAGCAGCAGUUCACCUUCAUCGCCGCGCUGGAGCACUGCAGGGAGAACGCCCGCACCAGGAUCCGGCGCAUCAACACCAUCGGGCAGGUGCAGAUGUACGUGGAGCACUACUGCAACAACUCCACGCACCGGCGGAUUCUGCUCAUGUUCCUGGACAUCUGUACCGAGCUGAGGAAGCUCUGCCAGUGCUUUGAAGCCCUGCGCCCUGGCACCCCAGUCAUCAACAGCCUCCUAAAGAAAUGUAAGACCCUUCUUAGCCAAACCAACGACCUAAGCAGCCUGAGAGCCGGGUAUCCUCACGACGUGGUGAACCGCCUCAGCUGUGACGAGGCCAGGAACCACUACUGCGGCGUGGUCAGUCUCAUCGCCAUAGUCUUAGAUGGAAUGAAAGAAUGGAUCGCCCAAUCAGAGAAGCUGCCCCUCAAAGUGCUGCAGCAAGUGAGUGACCCCAAGCCAAAGGACUCCUCCUCCUCCACUUCCACCUGUCCUCACCAGACCACGGACACCCAGGCUCAGUUACAAACAGAGCAACUUAGGGGACCUCUAAAGUGCAGCCUCAAGCCUAGUCUGAAAGACAAACGAUGUUUAAAACCUCCCUGGAGACCACCUGGUGGGAAACUGUAA
Messenger RNA from Echinops telfairi (small Madagascar hedgehog), 681 nucleotides. Its product is annotated as sperm acrosome-associated protein 9-like. Lineage: Eukaryota; Metazoa; Chordata; Mammalia; Afrosoricida; Tenrecidae. The record is from RefSeq and is a predicted model, not a curated record. The coding region runs from base 1 to 681 and encodes 226 amino acids. Gene Ontology annotation, cellular component: acrosomal vesicle; ciliary base; sperm flagellum. The transcript is spliced from 2 exons.